ACUUCAAUCAUGGGAGAAGAUGAUCAUCAAGAUGAGAAGCCUCUAACUUCAUCCUCCUCCAAAAUCCAUCAUUUCCCGAUCUCCGUAGACGAAGCGUUGUCCACCGAGUUACAUAAACAACGUGCGGGCUUCCGUAAAUGCACUUUAUGUUGUGGCAUCAUAACCGCGAUGAUCCUCAUCAUCGCGGUUGUCAUGUUAGUUCUAGGUUUCACUAUAUUCCACGUCAAAAACCCAAAAAUCAACAUGAACUCGGUAACUAUCAUGGGACUUGACCGAGUCAACUUAACGAGCCAGCUACUAGGUAACCUAACCGUAGUAGCUGAUGUCUCGGUUAAAAAUACUAACGUGGCUGCAUUCAAGUUUGAAAAAUCUAACGCAAGCCUUGUGUACCAUGAUAUGGUAGUUGGAGUUGCGGAUAUACCUAAAGGCGUGGCCAAGGCACGAAAAACGUUAAGAAUGAACGUAACGUUUGAUGUAAUCGUGGCGGAAAUAACACAGAAUAAACAGUUUGGGAAUGAUAUGGCAACGGGGACUUUACCCAUGGAAAGCUAUACGAAGAUUCACGGUAGGGUGAAAAUAAUGAACGUUAUUAAGAGAAAAGUGACAGUAACUAUGAAUUGUUCUAUUUCGGUUAGUGUAACUAGUUGGAAGAUUGUUGAUCAAGAUUGCAAGAGACGUGUAUCGCUUUAAUUAAUUAAUAGAGUAUUAGGACGAUUUCAUUAUAUUUUCAAGUACUAUAGUUUUGAUCAUAUGUUUUUUAGUUUUUUCAACGAUUGUUUUGAGUGCAUGUAUUUAGUUUAUGUAAAAGCUAUAUGUAUACUGUUCCAUUUUUUAAGGAAAAAGGGAUUAAUCCACAUAAUGUUAGACGUUGGCCAAUGUGCCGG
Messenger RNA from Erigeron canadensis, 884 nucleotides. Its product is annotated as late embryogenesis abundant protein At1g64065-like. The transcript has a single exon. Bases 10 to 690 code for a protein of 226 amino acids. Lineage: Eukaryota; Viridiplantae; Streptophyta; Magnoliopsida; Asterales; Asteraceae. The record is from RefSeq and is a predicted model, not a curated record.